UUACCUGACUCAUGCUGUCUUGUGAUGAGCAUUUCCCAACAGAGUGGUGUACCCUUGAGUAUGCGGAGAUACUGCUUCUCUCAGCUUUUUCCUGGCUGAGAGCUGUGAGGAAGCACGAGAUCCUCUUGCCAAGAAGUAAGCACAGAAGGAGGCUCGGGAGAAUUAUGUCUUCCUGGAAAGUGAAACUGAGUUACCCAGAAAUGUGCCUGGAAAACAGAACUGAGACAACAGCCUUCCAACUGUCUUCUGAUAUAUCAGUUGCAAGCAAAAUCACUCCAUGCUCCACAGUAGAUGUGUCAAUGUAUUCUUCAGACAUGUCCUUUGUGGACUUGUCUCAUUCUGCCUCUGUCACGGGGACCACAGAGUCAUCCAGUUCAGCACAAUCUUAUGGCCUAGCCCACACUUUGCAAAGCAGAACCAUAGCUCAGCUCAGAGAUGGUACUGAAAUACCAGACAGGGAGCCUGGUCCACCAAGAAACCUUAGCCUUCCAUUGACAGUGUCACGUCAGUGCCAGGAUUAUUUCAGCCCUUUGCUCAUUGACUCAGGGCAGACUGCCCAGAGCCUCAGAUGCAUACUCAUGGAAGGAUCUGUUCUGCUUAUGAGGACUACUACCAGAACUCUGCAUCCAGGUACAGGCACAGUUGAGGCCUUUCCUUUGGUUUAUUUUUGUAGGGAAGAGAUGGUGUUUUGUGAAGCAUCUCAUUUAGAAUGAUUGUGAAACUCCAGCAAACCCUUGACAAAAGGCUGAGUACCCUUUAACAAGAGUUAUUAUCCAGGUGGGUACUGGAGAACCUCAGAGGCUUUGAACUGUAAGGAUCAUACUUACUGCUUUAGGCACAACUGCCCCCAAAUUGGACUUAAUCCUCAGAAAAAGAUUAAUCACCCAUCCUUAACUAUAUCCCUUUCAAUGUUUGCUAAUUUAUUCUGCCCAGGGCUACAAAGACACCUUGUGAACGCAGUCCAGAAAAGGAGCAGAAAUACUUUAUCUCAUGGGUGGUUUGGCCUUGUCUUCAACUGAUCCCACACAGUUUUGAAUCCAAGAGUAGAACUGAUAUUGCAGGGGUUUUUAGAGGGUUCCACUUGCAUGAAGUUAUGUGAGGCAGUGACAGGCAGCCAGAGAAAUUAACUGGGCUGUAUGUAGUUUACAUCAACCUAGAAAACCCACUAAAAAAUAAAGUAUUGUCUCCUGGAGAAGACAGUUAUCCUGAAAAGGCAUUUGCCAUCUUUAACUUGGCUUCACAUAUACUAUGGGUUGGGAAAGACCUAUCAAAACAGAUCCUCAGCUGGUUUCAAUUAUCUUAGAUCUGUCUCCCUUAGAGAAGUGGCAACAACUAACAACUCCAGUUUUAAGGCUAACUCCUAUGUAGACACUGUCUCCUACAGACUGUUUCCUGCCACAUUGUUCAGUGGAUAGGCCUGCACUUGCUUAUUGCUAAGAUUGCUUUCACAACACUCAACAUACAUUUCUCCUUUUCUAAUAUUAUUUCAUUGGUGAUAGUUUGGCCACAUAAAACCUUUGCCUUUUUGGUAUUUUCCACCCAUAUGCCAUACCCAUUCUGUUAUCACAUGACCCUGUGAUUAUCUGUUGAAUACAAGCAUUUUAGCUCUUUUAUUCUUUCCCGAAGUUACCCACAGUAUCCCUCACCAUUAUACUGUUCUAUGAUUCCUUCUUAAUUAACAGUAUUUUUUUGGUCAUGAGAAGUUCUAAAAUGAACCAAAUGCAUAUUAUCUUGGUAUUAUUCCAGCCUAAAUCUAAAGUUCUAGCACAGUAAUGCUCAAAAACAAGCCAAAGCAUCAUCGGUGAGUUUGCAUAUGUGGUGCCUCAGGCCAAGACACAAGGGGUGGAUGAACUCUGUGUUGCCUGUCUUAGAAGUGGGAGAACUCUGUCUCCCUGCAUUUACUCAUGGCAUGAGAUAGGAGCAAUUAGGAUGAAUUUUCUUGUAGUCAAUGAAGCUGCACUGGUGCAUGUGAACAUAAGGACCAGUAUUUCUACUUUGCCUUCUCCACAGCUGCAAAAAAGGUAUCUUCCACUUUGUGCUCCCUAAUCUGCAUGGACAGUGCCAUAAAAUUGUAACAGCCUUUUUUCUUCUGUCAGAUUACAAAUGCAUCAUUGGCUUCCUCCUAGCUUUCUUUCAGCAUUAUUGCUCUCCAUAUGUCUCUCUCCUGGUGAAUGUUAUUUCCUCUCUGAUGAAUUAGUUCACCAUUUUUCAAGAGCUGCAUCUUACUUAUUCUUUGACCAUAUUUCUAAGCCCCCCAGGGCUCUUUGUAUUAUUUCUCUUGUCCUCAUUUGUGUUCCCCUACCCUCUUCUCUCAACUUAAUGUUAUCUACAUAUUUUAUUAACCAGCUGUUUUAUUCCACCUUCCACAUCACAAGUGGACAUGCUCCAUGAAAUGAGUACUAUCUAUCAUCCCUAUAAGGAACAUAUGAGACACAACCCACUUGUCUAUUAUUAUUCAAUGUUUGCAAUCUUUCAGAUGGUUCCUGUGAAAGUAUUUAUAUCUAAGCCAGUCGGAGAUAAUAUUUGAGAGACACUUUAUCAAAUGCUUUCCUGAGUCCUAGCUCUUUGAUGCCUGCUGCUCUCCCUGCUCUCACCCAUUUUGAAAUUCUGUGGAUUUUGUAUUCAUUUUUCUCAUGGGCUUAGUCUUUGUAAACCCAUUCCAUGCAAAUGUUUCCAUAAAGAGAUCUGUGUAAUUCUUACAUUAUAGGGAGAGACAUGAAAAGAUACCUUUGAAAGACAGAAAGAAAGCCACAGUUGUUAUCAGAGCUCUAAAGCUGUCUCCAAAUAAUGAGUUAUGCCAUACUAUUUGACUGUGCUUGGGGAAAAUAACUCUAAAUAAAUAUUAAGAGAUAAAAGAGAUUGCCUUCCCUUAUAUGCGUUUCCUUGUACUGCAUGAACUGUUUUCCAGUGGGGAUUGAAUCACAUCUUGUCUCAUACAGAAAGCAAGAGAAGUCAUUAGCUCUGCUAAUUGUUUAAGAUAAAAAAGCAAUGACAGUUUGCUUUGUGUGUGGUUAAACUUGUUAAAUGCACAAAUUAAGCAAUUAUUUUAAUUCUCAUUUGAUUCAUUAUUCCUCCAUGCCAGCACACUAGCACUUUUUUUUACUCUGCUCACUUUGUAUUUAGAGUAUAUCUUUUCUUGGGAAACACAUUCAAUAAGUACAAUUACAUGGCAGCAUGCAAUACACAGUCUUUUAAUUUGGUAUUGCAUUAUGCAAUGUGUUAGCAUGAACGCAAUGUGAACACAUAAUUUAGUAAUACUUCUAUAAAGAGUUGAUGAAUAGUAUGUCUAGAUCUGAUUUGUAAUGAAGCCACAGUUAUGAGCACACACAAACUCAGUAGAAAUAUGUGGUUUGGGCCAACAAGGAUAUUUUGGUGUUAUUGUUUACCAUCAAGUUUAAUUUAUAUUCAUUUGCUUUUCAGAUUAUUUGAAAAUGCUGAAAGCACCUUGAAGAUUAUAUGUUUAAUUAGAUUGUUAACUAGUAUCAUACUGAGAAAUGUAGGGUUGCUGAGAAACCAGGAUUUUCAGCUGCAUCAGGAUUUGCUGCAUCAGGAUUUUCAGCUAUCAGUAGUGUGCAAGGAGAGUGACAGUAUUCUCACACGCGUCUUGGCACUGAUGCUUGGAAACAGCCACUGUGUGUUGUUCAGUAUUGUCCUAACCUCUCCCUGACCUUCGUACCUGGGCAGUGUUAAAGCCAGUAUAUUUUGGCGGUGAGCAUUUUGCAGAAAGUAAUAGAAGUGGAUGCUGAUACUUGAAAUUUUGUGCAUGGCUACUGAAAAUGAUCAACAUGUUGCACUAAGUGAACGUGCUACGUACUGAAGAUGAGCUCAGUGAACACCCUGGCCUGUAAAGCAUUCUAGAUAUCAGCUGAGCCCUGGCAUUCCAGGCCUACAGCUAGUAUGUAUGCAACAUUUCCCAGCCUUCAGCAAAGAAAGAUCUGAGCCUUCUGCCAGGACUUUUCCAGUCAUAUCCUUCUAGUAUAAAAUCUAUUGGCAUACAAACAAAUGGAUUUGCACUUCUGGAGAUAAGCUUUCCCCAACAUACUAAUUGCAUCAAUCUGUAACUUUCUUGAAGGCUUAGGAACUUAGAAAGACUUUAAUUCUUGGCAUAUUUAAAGGCUUAAAAUGUCCUGUUGCUACCUCUACCACAUAAGAGAGGAUCAGUUCAACUGCCAUCCUAAUGGCAGGUCACAGGUGUAUGGCUGAUGCACACUGCUACCAAGAGCACUGACAUUUUUUCUCCCCUUUGCAAUGUGCAGCAUUAUGUAUAUUAUAGAAAAUUUUGGAUUCUGUUCCAAGAGACCAUAUUAGCACACUGCAGGGGUAAGUACAGCAUCAAUGCACGCUGACCUCUCCUCCGUGCACUUUAGCAUUUUAGCUCCAGUCCCCAAGGAGUCGGUAGGAGGAGUAUUUUGAAAGGUAAACUAGCUUGCUAAAAAAAAGCUUUAAAGUCUUCAGUGAACAUCUCCUUAGAGAUGUUAUUCCUUCAGUAAAACUAACAAAAGUCUGUUGCCAUCCAGGGAAUAGCUGGCUGUACAAGUCCUUAGAGAAGUCCUUGACAUCUCAGUUUCCCCACUCUCUCUCUCCUAGUUACAUAGAGGGCUUUUGCACGGGACUAAGAGCCAUGGGUACACACA
Messenger RNA from Oxyura jamaicensis (ruddy duck), 4634 nucleotides. It is a transcript of the gene LMNTD1, whose product is annotated as lamin tail domain containing 1. Bases 12 to 713 code for a protein of 233 amino acids. NCBI's taxonomy places the organism in Eukaryota, Metazoa, Chordata, Aves, Anseriformes, Anatidae. The transcript has 4 exons. Gene Ontology annotation, cellular component: nuclear envelope; cytoplasm. The record is from RefSeq and is a predicted model, not a curated record.